This is a messenger RNA of Cydia pomonella (codling moth), 1138 nucleotides long. It is a transcript of the gene Pfdn4, whose product is annotated as probable prefoldin subunit 4. Gene Ontology annotation, biological process: protein folding. The coding region runs from base 140 to 547 and encodes 135 amino acids. The transcript is spliced from 3 exons. Gene Ontology annotation, cellular component: prefoldin complex; cytoplasm. The record is from RefSeq and is a predicted model, not a curated record. Lineage: Eukaryota; Metazoa; Arthropoda; Insecta; Lepidoptera; Tortricidae.
ACGUCAAAGUUGUCAAGUCAAAGGAGUCAAACUGUACAUUUAUUUCAGAGGUUACUUUUGAUUUUCGUAACGAGAAAGCCCUGUAGAAAUUAAAUUUAGAAGAAGCUCGAUAGGUCAGAUCAAUACUUUAUUACGCAACAUGGCCAAUUCAGGAAAAGGAACAUUUCAACCGGACUCUGACGUCCAUAUUUCCUUUGAAGACCAACAAAAAAUUAACAAAUUUGCGCGACUGAACGCUAAAGUUGACGAUUAUAAAGAUGAGCUGAAAAUAAUACAAAACGACAUGAAGAAUUUAGAAGAAGCUGUCGAAGAGCUGGCGCUUGCUGACGACAGCGAGAAGAUUCCUUACCUUGUUGGAGAAGUAUUCAUCUGUCAGAGUCUCGAAGACACCAUGAAAUCAUUAGAAGAGUCAAAACAGAAAAAAGAAAAUGAAAUAGCUGAAUUAGAGACAAAAUGUGAGGAACUCAAGUCUCAAAUGGCUGAACUGAAGGCACACCUUUAUGGAAAGUUCGGAAGCCAUAUAAAUUUGGAAAAUGAGGAGGAAUGACGCAUCAAAUGCAAUAUCCAGAUAUUGAAACAAAACUAACACAGCAGUGUCACAAUUUUUAUUUCAUAAGAUACAUUUUAUUAUGACUUGUACAACAAUAACUAGUAUCAAUGUUCUUACAAGUUGUAUGACAUGUCAGAUGUUCACUGCAGCCUCAUUAACAGCAAGAUAUGAAUCAGCAUGUUAUAACCUUGCUGAUAUGUUUAAAUAACACAUCUCUUAAUGCUUAAAUAAUAUUAGUUUCAAAUACUUUUUUUAUUAUCCUCCAAACUUCUUUGUGCUAGUGAAACAAAUUACUCAAUUUUAUUUAUUAAUAUUCAUCAAUCUCAAUGGUCAAUAAAAAUAUAAAUAACUGUAUUAAACUGCAAUGUGUAUUUGGGUAAUUCCGAAGGGAAAAAACAGUUAAGUGCUGGAUAAUCCUGAAGAGGGGCACAGUUACUACAACAGAGUGAGUGAUUUUGAAAUGUAUUUCAUGAUUACCCAAUUUCCGAAUUUACCUAAAUACUCCUUAAUAAUAAAAUUGUUGUGCUCAUAUGAAUGGUACUGUUUUAAAACUUGUAAUAUGUUUGCAAUAAAUGCUUUUGAGUUUGA